UUUGUGUUAAAAGGGUCAAUGUCGGAUGAAGGGAGGAAAACUUCUGACAUAAACAUGAUCAGCCUAGCAAAGAAGCUACAGAACUUGGAGUUGUUUCUUGAUAGUCAAUAUGACAAAGACGUCGGCUAUGGGCGGGCACUGAUAGAGGCCAUCGUUGACAAUGAUCUCUUUAUAGAGGUAGAAGUCCUAAAAUGUAUUGGAGACCUGCAUCUUCAGAAAGGCAUGCUCAGCCAAGAUUUAGCAGAUUUUGACAAGGCUGCUGCCCUGUAUGCUGCUGCCCUACUGCGCUGUACAGAUCCAGACAUGGGACAAACACUGGAACAUCGCAUCGGCUACAUGGAGAAACUCUCCAGUCAACUGCAGUACACUCCACACUCCCGGUGGUUACCGCCAGACUACGGGGGUACUUUUGACAACAAUGUCCUAAGAGUGGUAAAAACGUGUCACCAAUUGGACAGAAGUGUCAAAAACUCUUGGCGCUCUGUUGAGACUAGGUACACAGAAAUACUCGUGACCGCCAUUGCAGCCGGUGACGUGCUACUGGAACUUGAGGUUCUUAAAUCCCUCGGAGACUUGUUUUUUGAGAGUGGAAAGAAAAUGAAAGAGGUAUCUCAGUUCUUCAAGGCAGCUGCCAUGUACAAGAAAGCCCUGACAAUAUGCGAGGAGCCGGGAACAACACAGACUCUGUCCCAUCGGAUAAGGUACACAGAGAAGGUCAGCGAAGCGGUGAAUAGGCAAUCAUUGCGGAAUAAAUCAAGACCGACAAAAAACAGAUCACAUCAGAGACAGCAGUGUCGGAACAUCACUAAAGCUGAAAUCUCCCAAGACCAUAAUCUCCAUCCAGAUAUACCAAGGUGGGGGAAAACCUUACUGACUUUUGUUGUCCAAGCAGAGGUUGGGUCGGUGUGGCGGUGGUUGUGUUAUAGUAGUGGCUGGGAUUUCUGAAGGCUAAUCAGUUGUUUCAGUUGCCAUCUUUUAUAUGGCUAUAAAAACAAGCAAUAUUGUUACUGUGCAGCGUAUACAGACAUUUCUCGCUACUUUGUUCUGCAUUAGGGUGUAAGUUGAAUCUUGAAACCCUCAGUCCUUGAAGUGUGUUUUUGUUGCAGGUCUGUUCUUCCCAUCUCACUCUAGGGCGGCCUCUUGUGCGUUUCCAAGUUGGAUCAUAUGUUAUCAGUUUGCGUCCUGGGUGGGAGUAGCUCUGGACCCGCGACCUCAGAAAGUCAACCGUUGUUUGGCAAUUAGAUACAUGUACUAGAUGAUUUGUUUUAUAUGCAUCACGACCUUUCACCACGAAAUAGUUUAGGUAAUAAGUUGAUAACGUCAAUCUUUCCUUUCAUUUCAAUUGAAGACAGUACAAAGACCACAUUAAGGAAGGCGAAUCAUCCUUUGCCAGGGCAGACCUGGACUCAGCAGAGAAGCACUUUGCAGCUGCACUCAAGGUGGUGCAUG
Branchiostoma floridae (Florida lancelet) is the source of this 1449-nucleotide messenger RNA. RefSeq lists its product as uncharacterized. Bases 19 to 945 code for a protein of 308 amino acids. The transcript is spliced from 2 exons. The record is from RefSeq and is a predicted model, not a curated record. NCBI's taxonomy places the organism in Eukaryota, Metazoa, Chordata, Leptocardii, Amphioxiformes, Branchiostomatidae.